ACAGAAGUAUCCCUUGAAAAUGAAUCUAUAUCCCGUAUCUUACAUUAUUCCCUGAAAAAUGAUUCGAAAUCCGUAUCUUAGACUUUUGUUUUGUAUGAAAUUUUUUCACUUGGGAUAUCAUCCAACCGAUUCGAUGUUGCGCAGUUGUUCCUAGUUCCUACUGCUCACACUUCAUUAUACGGUCUACCAUUAUCAGUGAUUGCCUUUCAGUUCUUCAGCUCAAAUAUUCAAUAUUCAAUAUUCAAUUUGUAUCUCUUCCAUCGUAGAUUAAAGAAAUGAAACCCGAAAUUCAAAUCAGAAAAGAACCCUCCAGCUAAUGCACAUCUCCACCAAGUUCAUAAUUUUACUUAGGGUUUCGAAGUAUGGCCAGACAGUCUAUGGGGUGGAACCCGUUUAAUCAGAAGAGAUGGCUAUUGAUGUUUCUCCUCCUCAUAUUCUCAAUCUCCACUGUUAUAGUAUUCAUUAUAAGGCCGGCGUUCAAUUGUGAUUGGCAAAAGCAGUAUUACCAGGGAACUGAUGAUACUCAGAUCCAUUUAACUUCACCAACUGGAAAGAAUCAAAAUCCACUGGAAUUCAUGAAUUCGAAGCUCGUUUUAUUGGUUUCUCAUGAGCUCUCUCUUUCAGGCGGACCAUUGUUAUUGAUGGAGCUAGCAUUUUUGUUGAGAAGUGCUGGUGCCAAAGUUGUAUGGAUCACCAACAGAAUUCAAACAGAACAAGAUGAUGUGAUACACAGUUUGGAACAUAAGAUGCUGAGCCGAGGAGUGCAGGUCCUUCCAGCAAAUGGCCGUGAAGCUGUGGAGACAGCUAUAAAGGCUGAUUUGGUUGUUCUAAACACUGCUGUUGCUGGGAAGUGGCUUGAUGCUGAACUUAAAGAACAUGUGCCUCUUGUUCAUCCAAAGGUUUUGUGGUGGAUACAUGAAAUGCGAGGGCAUUAUUUUAAACUAGAGUACGUUAAGCACCUCCCUUUUGUUGCAGGUGCUAUGAUUGAUUCACAUACAACGGCAGAAUACUGGAACAACAGGACCCGGGAGCGUUUAGGGAUUAAGAUGCCCCACACUUAUGUUGUUCAUCUUGGGAAUAGCAAAGAACUAAUGGAUGUAGCUGAAGAUAGUGUGGCUAAAAGGGUUUUACGAGAGCAUGUUCGGGAGACUCUUGGUGUGCAGAAUGAAGACAUACUUAUUGCUAUUAUUAACAGUGUUUCACGUGGGAAAGGUCAGGAUUUAUUUCUCCGCUCCUUCCAUGAAAGUUUGCAAAUGAUCCAGGAGAAGAAGUUACAUGUGCCAAUGAUGCAUGCUGCAGUAAUCGGGAGUGAUAUGAAUGCCCAUACUAAAUUAGAAAUGGAUCUUAGGAAGUUCGUAAUAGAAAAGGGAAUUCAGGACCGUGUUCAUUUUGUCAAUAAAACCCUGACUGUUGCUCCUUACUUAUCUGCGAUUGAUGUGCUUGUUCAGAACUCUCAGGGCAGGGGUGAAUGCUUUGGCAGGAUAACUAUUGAAGCUAUGGCAUUUCAGCUGCCAGUAUUGGGAACUGCAGCAGGAGGCACUACCGAAAUUGUGGUAGAUGGAUCAACAGGUUUGUUGCAUAGUGUUGGGAAAGAAGGUGUCACACCUCUUGCAAAGAACAUCGUCCAACUUGCAACCAAUCCCGAGAAGAGGAUGAGUUUUGGAAAGAAAGGUUACGAGAGGGUUAAAAGUAGGUUUAUGGAAAGACACAUGACAGACAGAAUUGCUUCAGUUCUUAAAGAAGUGCUGCAGAAAGCGAAGAAGGAUCUACUUUCUUGAUACAAGAUCACUGUAGAGAAAAAAAAUACUCAGGACUCAGACUCACAAAGAUCUGCUCCGUAAUCCAAUUAGAUUUUUACGUAUCUUAGGAUUGCUCUGAGUGAUCAAUUAGGGUCUGAUUAACGCAAUCUAUGUACCAGCGGGAUGAUCAUUUGAAAUGUGUAGAUUAGUUUCGAGUCAGCUGAAAAUUUUGUGCUGUGGUUGCUGGUUAUAUUAGAAUGUUCGAUAUUUUCCAGGUUAUAUAUAAAGUAAGAGCUUGUUA
Molecule: messenger RNA, 2040 nt
Organism: Papaver somniferum (opium poppy)
Lineage: Eukaryota; Viridiplantae; Streptophyta; Magnoliopsida; Ranunculales; Papaveraceae
Exons: 7
Coding region: 363-1778 (471 amino acids)
Molecular function (GO): glycosyltransferase activity
Source: RefSeq, a predicted model, not a curated record